AUGUCACUACCAAGAGAGCAGUCACAGGAAAGCAAAUUCCAAAACUGGCAUGAAGUGUCAGUGGGUAUUUCCACGACUACCCACGGAAUGGUGGAUUAUCUAAAAGACACUUUGACAAAUCUCCACAGCAGUAUAAAGUUGGGGCCCUGUGCUGGACUGGGGAAGUGUAAUGAUAACUGCAGUAUACGAAGUUGGGACCUCUCUGAUUGGUGUCCCACAUGUACAGAAUGGCGGAAUCAGAUCUUAAAACACCACAGGUACAACACCAAGGAGGAUCAGAUACACUGGAGUAACGUGAACUCGUCAGAGUGGCCAGAGAGUGUGAACGAGAUGGUUAAGAUGUACGGUCCUUACUGGUGGAAGGGCACACCACACUAUACCUCUGACCUGGCUGUCAGUAUACACAUACUUAACAACUGUAACGCCUUCAGCAUCCCUGUGGAAGUGUGCCAGGCAGUACGGGGUGUGAGACAGGGCAGAUUACAUAUCAACAAACUCGAAAAAGACAAAGCGUUAAAGACAAUGAUACAGUUGUUAGAAUUACCAGAUGUAACAAACACUCGCUCUGGAAACCAUGCCUUAAAACUCAUGAUUCUGCUCACUAAGGUUCCUAAAACUACAGUACUGUAA
Messenger RNA from Pecten maximus, 630 nucleotides. RefSeq lists its product as uncharacterized. The record is from RefSeq and is a predicted model, not a curated record. Bases 1 to 630 code for a protein of 209 amino acids. Lineage: Eukaryota; Metazoa; Mollusca; Bivalvia; Pectinida; Pectinidae. The transcript has a single exon.